ACUCGUUUUAUUUUCACAGUCAAGUAAAAUAAAAAAAAAAAAAAAAAUACACGAAUCAAACAGUUGUUUGUUCGGCAUUUUGAAUGUGGUGGUGGUGUCGCGGGGCAAAAAAAGGAAACGAUGUAUUGUAAUUUAUUGAAAAAAAUGUCAACAAAAAAUGUGGAAUUUACAAAAAGUUUAGUCACUGAUUCGAAAUAUGGAUUUUUGAAACAACUUGGUCUCAGCAGCGCGGAAAAUCCUGGAUUGUACGAUGGAAAUUGGGGAGGAUCGGGAAAGGUGAUUGAAUCAAUUUCGCCGGCUAGUGGAGAAGUGAUAGCAAAAAUUCGCGAAUCAACUCCAGAGGAAGUUGUGAAUGCAAUUUCAAAAGCCAGAAAAGUAUGGCCGCAAUGGGCAUCGCUGCCAGCUCCGGCUCGAGGGGAAAUUGUCCGUCAAAUUGGCGAUGAGCUCAGAAAAAAUUUACUUCCUCUCGGUCAAUUAGUUUCCCUCGAAAUGGGUAAAAUAUUACCGGAAAGUAUUGGCGAGGUACAGGAAUAUAUUGAUAUUUGCGAUUACGCUGUGGGAUUAUCGAGAAUGUUCGCCGGUGGUAUUUUUCCAUCGGAAAGAAGGGAUCAUGCUUUACUUGAAAAAUGGAAUCCUCUGGGAGUAAUUGGCGUUAUAUCGGCGUUUAAUUUUCCCAUUGCGGUUUACGGUUGGAAUAGUGCAGUAGCGAUGAUUUGUGGAAACACUGUUGUGUGGAAAGGUGCACCUUCGACACCUCUAGUUUCAAUAGCGACAACAAAAAUAAUUAGCGGAGUCUUGGAGCGAAACAACAUUCCCGGUUCUGUUGCUUCAUUAAUAACUGGCGGUGGCAAUGAUGUUGGUGAGGCGCUUGUCAACGACAAACGAGUUCCAUUAGUAUCGUUCACUGGAAGUUCAAAAACAGGGAAAGAAGUUGCCCUUAAAGUACAAAGCAGAUUUGGAAAGUGUUUACUCGAAUUAGGAGGCAACAAUGCCCUUAUUGUUGCACCAGAUGCGAAUUUAGAAAUGGCAAUAAGAGCCGCUGUUUUCUCAUGCGUUGGAACUGCUGGUCAACGAUGCACAACAACGAGAAGAUUAAUUUUACAUAAAACGAUAAAAAAGGAAUUUCUCGAAAAACUAAAGACUGCGUUUAAAAGUAUUUUCAAAAGAAUUGGAGAUCCACUGGACGAAUCAGUUCUUUAUGGUCCACUUCACAAUCAAGAAGCCCUCGAUAAUUUUAAGAAAUCGGUGAGAAUUGCAGCAGAGGAAAAUGGCGGAACUGUGGAAUUUGGAGGAAAACAUAUUGUUGAAAGAUCAGGUUUCUAUGUGGAACCAACAAUAAUUACCGGUCUAUCGCCGAACGAUCCAAUUGUUCAACAGGAAACAUUUGCUCCAAUUGUUUAUAUUUUUGAAUUUGAUUCACUUGACGAGGCAAUUGAAAUGAAUAACAAUGUUGAACAGGGAUUGAGCAGUUCUCUAUUCACAAAUAAUAUUCAAAACGUAUUUCAGUGGAUUGGACCACUUGGAUCGGAUUGUGGAAUUGUGAAUGUAAAUAUAGGAACAAGUGGAGCUGAAAUUGGUGGCGCAUUCGGUGGUGAAAAAUCCACGGGCGGUGGACGAGAAAGUGGUAGCGAUUCAUGGAAACAAUAUAUGAGACGAUCGACGGUAACAAUUAAUCAUGGAACUGAACUUCCACUCGCUCAAGGAAUUAAAUUCGAAUAGAGAGAGAGAGAGAGAGAGAGAGAGAGAGAAAGAAUAAGAAACAAAAAUGUCAAUUUCACGAAUUUAAUUCAAAUCUUAUAAAAUCUACCUCGAUGUCGACAGACGCUUUUUUA
This is a messenger RNA of Leptopilina heterotoma, 1832 nucleotides long. RefSeq names its product putative aldehyde dehydrogenase family 7 member A1 homolog (gene Aldh7A1). Lineage: Eukaryota; Metazoa; Arthropoda; Insecta; Hymenoptera; Figitidae. The transcript has 8 exons. Gene Ontology annotation, molecular function: aldehyde dehydrogenase (NAD+) activity. The record is from RefSeq and is a predicted model, not a curated record. The coding region runs from base 121 to 1719 and encodes 532 amino acids.